UCAAGUAUUAUUUUCAUAUCUUCUCGUAAAAUUCGCGCGUGUACUGGACUUGAGAUUUCUCGGGAUCGUUUAAACGGAGAGAGAAGGUCGAAUAAAAUAGUGGCCCAUUUUUUUCGUUUGGUUUGGAAGCUCAGUUUCGUAUUUCGCUACAAAGAAAUCAAGGAUAAGGAUUAAAGUUAAUCGCUAAGUCACGUAUACAAAUUGAUAUAUAAAAGGAGGAGCUCAAAGGUGUUGGAAGGAUGCCGUCCGACGCAAAGAAGAAACAACAGCAGAAGAAGAAAGAAGCAGCGAAGGCGAGACAGUCUGGCAAGAAACCCACACAGAGCGGACAACGUAACGAUGAUAGUAAAGAAGAUAGUGCGAAUCCGAACGAUGUUAGCAUCAAGCAGAACGGUACCAACGGCACUGUGCUCAGUGUUGAGGAGGCACUUUGUGCAAAAUUGGAGGUAGAUGCCCGCCUUAAUGCAGAGGCUAGAGCUUGUACUGGCUCUUUGGCCUCUCAUCCACGUAGUCGUGACAUCAAGAUUUCAAAUUUUUCUGUGACUUUUCAUGGUUGUGAGCUAAUGCAGGACACAAUGCUGGAAUUGAAUUGUGGUCGUCGCUAUGGUUUAUUGGGUCUCAAUGGCUGUGGAAAGUCGACAUUACUUUCAGUGCUUGGUAUUCGUGAAGCUCCUAUUCCUGAAGCUAUUGAUAUUUUUCAUUUAACAAGAGAAAUGCCAGCUAGUAAUAAAACUGCACUCAGAUGUGUAAUGGAGGUUGAUGAAGAACGUGUUAGACUAGAGAAGUUAGCUGAGGAACUUGUCGAAUGUCGUGAAGAAGAUGCUCAAGAUCAGCUUAUGGAUGUUUAUGAAAGAUUAGAAGAUAUGGCUGCAGACACUGCAGAAGCACGAGCUGCUCAUAUUUUACAUGGUCUUGGCUUUACAGCAAAGAUGCAAAACACACCUACUAAAGAUUUUUCUGGUGGUUGGAGAAUGCGGAUUGCCCUUGCUAGAGCUUUAUAUGUGAAACCACAUUUACUUCUUCUUGAUGAACCUACAAAUCAUCUUGAUCUUGAUGCUUGUGUUUGGUUGGAAGAGGAACUAAAGACAUAUAAAAGAAUUUUAGUAAUUAUUUCUCAUUCACAAGACUUUCUUAACGGAAUUUGUACGAAUAUUAUUCAUCUUCAUAAAAAACAAUUAAAGUAUUAUACUGGAAAUUAUGAAGCUUUCGUAAAAACAAGAAUGGAGCUUUUGGAAAAUCAAGCAAAGCUUUAUAAUUGGCAACAAGAUCAAAUUGCUAGUAUGAAGAACUAUAUUGCUCGAUUUGGUCAUGGUUCUGCAAAAUUGGCUCGACAAGCGCAGUCUAAAGAAAAAACUUUGGCAAAAAUGGUUGCUCAAGGACUUACGGAAAAAGUCACGAAUGAUAAAAUUCUUACUUUCUACUUCCCAUCAUGUGGAACAAUACCACCUCCUGUUAUUAUGGUUCAAAACGUUAGUUUUCGUUACAGCGACGAUGGACCAUGGAUUUAUAAAAAUUUAGAAUUUGGUAUCGAUCUGGAUACUAGAUUAGCUCUUGUAGGACCGAACGGAGCUGGUAAAAGUACACUUUUAAAACUAUUAUAUGGUGACUUGGUGCCAACUAGUGGUAUGAUAAGAAAAAAUAGUCAUCUUCGAAUUGGAAGGUAUCAUCAACAUUUGCAUGAGCUUCUUGAUUUAGAUGUGUCUCCAUUAGACUACAUGAUGAAAGCUUUUCCAGAUGUAAAAGAGCGUGAAGAAAUGCGUAAAAUUAUUGGUCGAUAUGGUUUAACCGGUAGACAACAGAUUUGCCCUAUUCGUCAAUUAUCUGAUGGACAGCGGUGUCGAGUUGUAUUUGCUUGGUUAGCUUGGCAAGUUCCACAUCUAUUAUUAUUCGAUGAACCUACAAAUCAUUUGGAUAUGGAAACAAUUGAUGCCCUAGCAGACGCCAUUAAUGAUUUUGAUGGAGGAAUGGUGCUAGUGUCACACGAUUUCAGAUUGAUAAACCAAGUGGCUGAGGAAAUUUGGGUAUGUGAGAAUGAAACUGUCACCAAAUGGCAGGGUAAUAUUCUUGAUUAUAAAGAGCAUCUUAAAAGCAAAGUUCUAAAGGAUAAUCAGAAACGACAAAAUGAUAUGUCAGGCCGAUGUGGAAAUUAAUUAAAUUGAUUAAGAUUUUCCAGUACUUGCGACAAACAAUAUAAUCUUUCUAUAUACUUAAGGGAUUGCCUCAAGAUUUUAAAAGAAAAAUUUUAAUAAACUUUCGCUGCUGUGUAGCGAUAAGCUGGUUCCAACAAUAGCUAAUUUAUUAAACUAAUAUAAAUAAUUUAGUGCGAUCUACAAUGAAUGAUCGCUAAAUGACGGUAACUUAUCAUUAAUUUAGACACUUGAUAAAAAUUGGUCCGAUCCAAUACUUGGAUGUAAAAAAUAAAAUGA
Ceratosolen solmsi marchali is the source of this 2426-nucleotide messenger RNA. RefSeq names its product ATP-binding cassette sub-family F member 2. The record is from RefSeq and is a predicted model, not a curated record. Bases 240 to 2150 code for a protein of 636 amino acids. Lineage: Eukaryota; Metazoa; Arthropoda; Insecta; Hymenoptera; Agaonidae. The transcript has 9 exons. Gene Ontology annotation, molecular function: ATP hydrolysis activity; ATP binding.